Messenger RNA from Acanthamoeba castellanii str. Neff, 1512 nucleotides. RefSeq names its product 3oxoacid CoA transferase 1 isoform 3, putative. The record is from RefSeq and is a predicted model, not a curated record. Gene Ontology annotation, biological process: ketone body catabolic process. Lineage: Eukaryota; Discosea; Longamoebia; Acanthamoebidae. The transcript has 13 exons. Bases 1 to 1512 code for a protein of 503 amino acids. Gene Ontology annotation, molecular function: succinyl-CoA:3-oxo-acid CoA-transferase activity.
AUGCGUCAGUCGACCAUGAGAGGAAUCGUUUUGACGAGGGGCUCGCGUGGCUUCCACACCACCUCCCUCCUCCGCUCCAAGAUUGUUGGCUCGGCCGAGGAGGCCGUCAAGGACGUCAAGGACGGCUCCAAGCUGCUGGUCGGCGGCUUCGGCCUGUGCGGCAUCCCCGAGAAGCUGAUCGGCGCGCUGCGCACCACCGGCGUCAAGGACCUCACCGUCGUCUCCAACAACUGCGGCGUUGACGACUUCGGCCUCGGCCUCCUCCUCCAGACGCGCCAGAUCAAGCGAAUGAUCUCCUCGUACGUCGGCGAGAACGCCAUCUUCGAGAAGCAGUACCUUUCGGGCGAGCUCGAGCUCGAGCUGAUCCCUCAGGGCACCCUUGCCGAGCGAUGCAGGGCCGGCGGCGCCGGUAUCCCCGCGUUCUACACUCCCACCGGCGUCGGCACUUUCCUCGAGGAGGGCGGCUUCCCGAUCAAGUACAACACCGACGGCUCGGUGGCGAUUGCCUCGAAGCCGCGCGAGGUGCGCGAGUUCAACGGCCGCAAGUUCAUCAUGGAGGAGGCCAUCACCGGCGACUUCUCGCUCAUCAAGGGCUGGAAGGCCGACACUCGCGGCAACAUCGUCUUCAGAUAUACGGCCCGCAACUUUAACCCGCCCGUGGCGACGGCCGGCAAGAUCUGCAUUGCCGAGGUUGAGGAGAUCGUCGAGGCCGGCAGCCUGCACCCGGACGAGAUCCACCUCCCCGGAAUCUACGUCAACAGGCUCAUCAAGGGAACCGGCUACGAGAAGCGCAUCGAGAAAUUGACGCUGGACAAGGGCCAGCCGGCCAAGGGCGACGCGCCCAAGAACGAGGCUGCCAUCACCCGCGAGAAAAUCGCGCGCAGGGCUGCCCUCGAGUUCCAGGACGGAAUGUAUUGUAACCUGGGUAUUGGUAUUCCCACGCUGGCCUCGAACUACAUCCGCUCGGGCAUCCACAUCGAGCUCCAGUCCGAGAACGGUCUCCUCGGCAUGGGUCCGUUCCCCAAGCCGGGCAACCAGGACCCCGACCUCAUCAACGCCGGCAAGGAGACCGUGACCACUCUCCCCGGCUCGUCGAUCUUCUCGUCGGACCAGUCCUUCGCCAUGAUCCGCGGCGCGCACGUCAACCUGACCAUCCUGGGCGGCAUGCAGGUCUCGUCCAACGGCGACCUCGCCAACUGGGUCAUCCCCGGCAAGAUGGUGAAGGGUCCCGGAGGCGCGAUGGACCUCACCUGCUCUGGCUCGCGCGUGGUCGUCACCAUGGAGCACAAGGACAAGAGCGGCAAGCCCAAGAUCUUGAACCGGUGCAACCUGCCGCUCACCGCCCAGGGCUGCGUGAACCGCAUCAUCACCGAAAUGGCGGUGUUCGACGUGGACAGGAGCGGGCUGACGCUGAUCGAAGUGGCCGAAGGCGUCACCGUGGACGACGUCAAGAAGUACACCGAACCCGAGUUCAAGGUGUCCCCCAACCUCAAGAAGAUCGCCUACGCCUGA